CGGCCCCUGUCCGCAGGCCACGUGUGCCCUGCACGAGGUCCUGAGCGCCCUGGAGUCUGGGCCCGCGGUGCUCGAGCUGUACCCACAGCUGUUUGCCGCGCUCCUGCUGCGGGUCAGCUGCACCCUGGGCGUCCUGCUGCCCCGGAGCCUGCAGGCCAAGGAGAGGAGGAGCGUGGGCUCGGCUGUGGCCCCCAGGAGCCUCGAGCCCUGCAGCCUCGGUGCUCGGCCCUGGGUCCCUGCUCCUGCUACGCUCUGCACCAGAGCCGCUUCUUCAGGCCGAAAGCGUGCGGUGGCCUCACCGCCUCUCCCCAGGGCCCCCUUCCAGGGGUCAGAUCCCCAGCCCCGCGGGGAGGGCUCAGCACCAGCCCCCACACCACUGGCCUGUGCAGGCACCUUCCCUCUCUGCUCUUUUUGGGGGUGUGGGCCCUGGUGGUCUGUCAAGUGGGCCCUGGGGCGGGAGAGCGGGACAGGCAGGGUGGAGCUGCUUGAGGGAGGCGGUGGGCGGAGGGCUUCAACAGCUCGGGCGUCGGUCCCUGGGGCCGUCCCUGGGCCCAGCAUAGUGGCACUUCGGAGCCCAAACGACGGCCCCGGGGCCACAGGGCAAAGGGAGGAAGCUGAUACCCCGGGGCCUGCAGACCUCCCCACCCGUUCCAGGCGCGUGGGGCCGGAUGGGCCCCGGGCCCCGGCCCCGUGGUGGGGACAGACGGGGGCAGCGUCAGUACGCCCCGCCCCGCCCCGCCCCGCCGCCGCCGCCGCCGCCGGAGCGGCCCCGGCCCGGGCGCUCUGGGCGGGGCGGGGCGGGGCGUACUGA
Messenger RNA from Herpailurus yagouaroundi (jaguarundi), 811 nucleotides. Its product is annotated as skin secretory protein xP2-like. The record is from RefSeq and is a predicted model, not a curated record. The transcript has 2 exons. Lineage: Eukaryota; Metazoa; Chordata; Mammalia; Carnivora; Felidae. The annotation marks the transcript as partial. Gene Ontology annotation, cellular component: cytoplasm.